This is a messenger RNA of Daucus carota subsp. sativus, 1111 nucleotides long. RefSeq lists its product as uncharacterized. The record is from RefSeq and is a predicted model, not a curated record. The transcript has 2 exons. The coding region runs from base 105 to 902 and encodes 265 amino acids. NCBI's taxonomy places the organism in Eukaryota, Viridiplantae, Streptophyta, Magnoliopsida, Apiales, Apiaceae.
CCUUUAGGCCACGAAACCCAAAACCAAACAAACCAUUUUAUCCACCUUCACUACAAAACACAAACUAUACUUACAACUCCCAACCUAUACUUACAACCUCCCCAAUGUCAAACUCCACCACUCUCCGGACACGCUCCCAGGCCGCCCCCGACUGGACCCACCAGGAACACCUCAUCCUCGUCAACGAGAUCACCGCCGUCGAGCGCGACUGUCUGAACACCUUCUCGUCUUUCCAAAAAUGGCAAAUCAUCGUCGAGAAUUGCCACGCGCUAGGGCUCAAUAGAAGCUUGAAUCAGUGUAAGAAGAAGUGGAACACCUUGUUUGAUGAUUAUAAUGAGCUCAGAAACUUCGAUGCUGAGGUGUAUGGAGCUAUUGAGGAGUUUGUUAGGGUUAGAGAUGGGCGUGGCGAGUUGGGGUCCGACCCGGAUCUUGACCCGGGUGAUGAAUUGUUGGUUGAUGUUGUUGCUAACGCUCACUCUGUAUUGCCACAUGCCAAGAAGUAUAAGCUCAAGAGUAUGCCAAAGAAACACUUUCUGGAAGGCUGGGGUGCACGUCGGAAAAGCAGCAAAAAUGUAAGAAAACCGAAUAAGUCAUGCAGAUCAGAAGUAAAGGUAGAAGUAGAAUGUCCGAAAGAGAGUGUAGAUGUAAAAAGUAUGAAGAGAGAAAAUAAUCAAGAAGAGGUGGAAAAGGUAACCAUAGAGCUGCUGAAUUCUGCAGAACAGAUCAAUGUCGUACUUGAGGCAAAACUCGUGGAAGAAGUAAACUGCGUGUUGGCUGAUAUAGGAAGUGCAAAGACUACCCAAGCUGUUGAUGUUAGACGUCAAGGCGAUGAGCUUAUCACAUGUUUAGAAAAUUAUACACACACCAUUGACCAACUUCGCCAGAUUCUGAAUAGUAGUUAAAUAUGGUAUAGGUACUGUAGUAGUUAUCCUUGCUAGUUGUUGAAAUUUUUUCCUUGUUGUCUAUAAAAUUCAGCUCAUAGGUGAAGGAGUAGUUUGAGAAAAUGUGAAUUGAACUAGAGCCUGGAAUUUCUUUUUUGGCUGCAUGCAACUUCAGUCUUGAUACAGAAGCUAUUAAUGUUGAUAUAAAACCUGUUAAUUUUAAAGCUCUA